Emiliania huxleyi CCMP1516 is the source of this 543-nucleotide messenger RNA. RefSeq lists its product as hypothetical. Lineage: Eukaryota; Haptophyta; Isochrysidales; Noelaerhabdaceae. The transcript is spliced from 3 exons. Bases 1 to 543 code for a protein of 180 amino acids. The record is from RefSeq and is a predicted model, not a curated record.
AUGCUAUCGUCUGGCAGCAGUAUCCGCCGCACUGAGCCCAUGGCUGGCAAGGGCUCCGCGGAGCGCAGGCCGCCGCCUACCGUCGAGGAUCUCAUGUUCGAGCGGCCGCACAUCGCUGCGAGCGGAGCGAGAGAGCUGAUGCAGUUGGUGCAAGAGAGCCAGCGGGCGCGGCUGGCUCUCGCGGCCAACUUUGAGUCGCGCUUCGAAGACCUCGUAACCGAGGGCGCCGCGUCGGGCUACCCGGCUCUCGUGGAGCAGUUCCGACCGCUCUUUGCGGCUUGCGAUGCGACGCUCGAGGCGCUGGCUACGGCGCUGGCGGGGAGAGAGGGCGGUGCGGCCGCGUCGCGGCUCGUGACAAGCCUAGUCCGCGAGGAGAGGAUGCGACACGACGCCCACCUCAAGGUGCAGGCGCCCGACGAAGAGGAGGCGGCGGAGGCGCGGGCGGCGCUCGAGGGCGCGGAGGCGACGGAGAUGGGGUACGUGGAAACGAUACGCGAGCUGCUCGAGGAGCUCACAGCCGAGGCGGCCGACUGCGAGGACUGA